UUUUUAUCUGGCAAUGCUAGCUUUCGUUUGAUUAGACUUCUGUGUGUUGAUAAUGUAAUUCAUAAUUUUCUUUAUUUACAUUUUUUUAUUUACAUGCGAUGCAUUGACCUCAUGUUUCUCAAAAUGAUGAUUUCACGCUAGAAUUCUGAAACAACACAGCUGUAAAGAUGAAACAGAUACUUUAUUCAUUUCUUUGCAUUAGUUUGCUUUUAAUUAAAGUUGCUGCGGUAAAAGCAUUAUCAUGUUCAAACGUUAAAUAUGCUUAUACUACCAAAGGAUUUGACGACGGAGAUGUGCCAAAAUCUGCAAUAUCUGGUGAACAUUUGAGAAUUUGUGAGAGAGGUCUGACGUGCUGUACUGAAGAAAUGGAACAUAAAUUAAGUACUCAUAGUCGAGCUGAAUUUGAUAAACUUUUACAUAAUACCAUUGGUGAAUUGAAAGAUAUCUUUGAAACUCACACACAUCGCUUUGACGAAUUUUUCCGUGAACUCCUGAAAGUGUCUAGAAGAGGUUUCCAUGAUAUGUUUGUUCGCACUUAUGGACAGCUUUAUGAGCAGAAUGCAUAUUUGUUUAGUUCGAUGUUUGAUGAUCUAGAAAAAUACUAUGCAACUGGAGGUGUUGAUCUUGAAGACGCAAUGGAUGAUUUUUUUCAUCGGUUGUAUGGAAAAAUGUUUCAGGUACUGAAUGCCCAACACCGUUUUGAUAAUAGAUAUUUAGAGUGCGUAAGUGAACAGAUGAAUGAUCUGAAGCCAUUUGGAGAUGUACCAAAUAAAUUAAUAUUGGAUAUCAAAAGGUCAUUUGUGGCUACCAGAACUUUUGUACAAGCUCUUUCUGUUGGAAAAGAUGUUGUAAAGAGCAUAAUGGAGGUGGGCCCUACUCCAGAAUGUAGUCGUGCUUUGAUGAAAAUGGCUUAUUGCCCGCAUUGUCAUGGCUUGCCAGAUCUGAAACCAUGUUCACCUUAUUGCUUGUAUGUUUUGAAUAAUUGCUUAAACAAUCAUAUUGCUUUUGGAAGUGAAUGGAGUUCUUUUAUUGAUUCCCUUAUCAAUCUUGUAUCUCGGCUUGAAAACUCUUAUAACAUUGAGUCUGUUUUGGAACCGAUCGAUAUAAAGAUUUCUGAAGCAAUCAUGAACUUUCAAGAGAAUGGAGUUGCAAUAUCUAAAAAGUUAUUUCAUAAAUGUGGAAAACCACGCCUAGGAAAACGUGAUCUUUCUGAUCAGGAAAUUCCAUUAGAAAAACUUAAAUUCCUGCAUAAUCAUGGUGCUCGGCCAACUACUGCUGCAGGCACAAGUAUUGAAAGAUUAGUUGAUAAUCUGAAAAAGAAGACAAAAAGAAUUAAGAAAUUUUGGCAAGAACUUCCGUUAAAAAUGUGCAGUCAUUCAUUAAUGGAAGAAGGAUCACAGGGCUGUUGGGACGGCAAUGCUGAAACAAAGAAUGUAAAUGCUUCUAUUAAGCAUCUUCUUCCCUUCAAAGAUUCUAAAGAGCCUAAUGAGAAUCCAAUAAUAAAUCAGCAGAUAUUGACCUUGAACCUUAUAAGUACCAAACUAUCACAUGCUUAUAAAGGUCUAGAUGUUGAAUGGGAAGAUUCAGCUGAUUCAUCUAGUGGUAGCGGCAGUGGCAGUGGCUUUGGGCAUAUAGCCACAGCUGAAGAUUUUGAAGACUUGUUUUUCAGUGUGCCAAGAGCUUUACCAACUGAUAAAGUACCUCCUUCAUAUCAAACACCUGCCACUACAUCUUCAGGAAAUUUAGUAUAUUUUUCAUUCAACAUUUUAAUAUUAGUAAUUUUCACAAAAUGGGCUCUAAGCUAAUAUUUUUUUCUGAUGUUCUUCGUAUAUACGUAUCAUUAUCAAUACAUAUGACAGUUACUUUAAAGACUUGUUAGUACGUAUUGAAAAUGUUGAUCGGAGAUAUUUUUAUACUUACACUAAGUGUUCAAUUGUGUUUUAGCUUCAUUCAACUGUGUAUAUAGGUAUUCUUUCAAGUAUCUCAAUCAUAUCAUUUUUGAUCGUCAAAAAUACAUUUAACUAAUUGAAAAUUUGCAUUUCCCCCUUCAGAUUCCUGCCAUUUUUAUUGCAAUUGUUUCUAAGUGUAUUAUUCAGCUUUUAUUUGUUUUGUUUGUACUUAACUUAUUAUUAUGUAAUAGUAAAUGAAAGUAUCAGUUUACACAAUGUUGUUUUACUUGUAGUUAUUCUGUAUUUGUUUGUGUUUUAAAUACUUUUUAUACAACUUGAGACGUGUAAUUAUAAUUACAUAAGCUGCUUUUUUAGAUAAUUUUCAAAAGCUGUUUCAUUUUCUUUAGUUUAACGUGAGCAAGAGGCUGGUGAAUUUUAAUUUUGUUGAAUUUCCUCUUUUAAUCGAUUCCAGUGCAAUUUAUUUUAUUCUGAUUUCAUUAUAUCACUAUCGAGGUGCAUUGAGAAUUAUAUUUUCAAGUAGAUGUUAAUUUUUUUUCUGGUAUUUUCUUCAAGUUAGAAGUUUCUAUUUGAUUUAUAUUGAAAUCAGUAUACUCAAUUAUGUGGGCUUUUAAAGUCAAACUGUUAACUGUAUCGAUGUAUUUUUAAGGAUUUGUUUUUAUAUGUCGUAUAUCCUAAAGAUAUUGCUUUGAAAAUGCAACUUAUGCAUAUGGUUCCCAUUUGCUUUUAAUCAUAACGUUGUUUGUAAGGCUGAAUAAAAGUUUAAUUUCAAAUUUGUUUCCAACUGGGAAAUAACGUGAUUUUAACAUUGUGUUCAACUUUUGUU
Molecule: messenger RNA, 2733 nt
Organism: Argiope bruennichi
Lineage: Eukaryota; Metazoa; Arthropoda; Arachnida; Araneae; Araneidae
Product: glypican-6-like
Exons: 9
Coding region: 168-1805 (545 amino acids)
Biological process (GO): cell migration; regulation of signal transduction; regulation of protein localization to membrane
Cellular component (GO): cell surface; extracellular region; plasma membrane
Source: RefSeq, a predicted model, not a curated record